Messenger RNA from Pungitius pungitius (ninespine stickleback), 1443 nucleotides. It is a transcript of the gene fbxw4, whose product is annotated as F-box and WD repeat domain containing 4. The transcript has 9 exons. Gene Ontology annotation, molecular function: protein binding. The coding region runs from base 221 to 1390 and encodes 389 amino acids. NCBI's taxonomy places the organism in Eukaryota, Metazoa, Chordata, Actinopteri, Perciformes, Gasterosteidae. Gene Ontology annotation, biological process: SCF-dependent proteasomal ubiquitin-dependent protein catabolic process. Gene Ontology annotation, cellular component: SCF ubiquitin ligase complex. The record is from RefSeq and is a predicted model, not a curated record.
CACGUCCAGGGACGCUUCGGAGUCGUCAUCAGCUGUCAUUACUGAGAUGACUUCCUGUUUUCUCUAUCAUGCUGAGCACAUAACAGCCCCGCUGCUCUCUAAAGAUGAGAUAUUUUGUCGACAGCGUUCAUAACCCGUUCCCACAAAGCAGCCCCGCGUGCGCCUGCGACACGCGCCCAAGACCCGGAGCGCGCCACGAGGCCGCGGCAGCACUCUCAGCAUGCUGCUGUCGCAGCUGCCGGAGGAUGUUCUCUAUCAUAUCUUGUCUCAUUUGGACUACAGAUCACUUAGCCGCCUCUCUCAAGUUUGUAAAACCAUCUACCACUUUGUGAACCGGGACGCUGUGUGGAGGAAGAUCGCUAAAGACUUUUUAAACACUGGAAUCACUCGGAACGGGACGGACAUAUAUCCUUCCAUCCCACUGAAGGAGAGGGUGAAGGUGGCUCAGAACUGGUACGACGGGGUCUGCAAAAGGGCAAUUUCUCUUAAAUGGAAAACAAAACUGUUGCCGUGGUUGCAGCUGGAUGGGAACGUCCUGUUUCUGUCUCAGGCGGCUGACAUUGGAGCAUACCAUCUGCGCCCGGACUCUGGGAGGCUCCAGUGCAACCCGUUUGAAAUCUACUCGGGUCACAAGGGUGAUGUCUGCCGCUUCGCCCUGACGGACUCUCACCUGAUCAGCGGCGGAAGUGAUGGCAGGAUCCUGGUUCACAGCAGGAGGAGGGACAAGACCCUGGAGUUGUCUGGUCACAACCAGGAAGUCAACUGCCUGGACUCUAAAAAUGGACUCAUUGUCAGUGGAUCCAGAGACCAAACGGCCCGGAUUUGGAGUCUGACCUCCAGCUGCCCCAGAGACACCAUCCUCAUGUAUGACAGAGUGUGGUCUGUUGCUAUUAGUCCCACGUUGAGAUCCUUUGUGACGGGCACUGCGUGCUGCGAGAACGUCUCCCCUCUGCGCGUCUGGGACGUUGAGCGGUGCGAGUGUGUGUGCAGCCUGGGCUCAGAGUUCCGCCGCGGGGCCGGUGUGCUGGACAUGGUGUUUGAGUCUCCGUUCCAGCUCUUCACCUGCGGCUAUGAUACCUUCAUCCGCCUGUGGGACCUGCGACUCAGCCCACGGAAGUGUGUGAUGGAGUGGGAGGAACCUCAUGACAGCGCGCUGUACUGCAUCCAGACGGAUGGGAAUCACAUGAUCGCCAGCGGCUCGUCGUACUACGGUGUGGUGCGACUCUGGGACAGACGGCAGAGCCAAUGCCUGCAGUUCUUCCAGCUGAGCUCCCGCCCCGUGAGCAGCCCGGUGUACUGCCUGAGGUUCAGCAGCUCUCACCUCCAUGCAGCCCUGGCCACCUCCCUGCACUCACUGGACUUCAGACAAAACCCUUUCCACAUCAGAUGAUACACACACACAAACUGUUCAAAUACAUGUGUUCAAUAAAAAUGUAUAUUUUC